Molecule: messenger RNA, 1292 nt
Organism: Halteromyces radiatus
Lineage: Eukaryota; Fungi; Mucoromycota; Mucoromycetes; Mucorales; Cunninghamellaceae
Product: S-adenosyl-L-methionine-dependent methyltransferase
Exons: 5
Coding region: 46-1173 (375 amino acids)
Biological process (GO): ergosterol biosynthetic process
Cellular component (GO): endoplasmic reticulum
Molecular function (GO): sterol 24-C-methyltransferase activity
Source: RefSeq, a predicted model, not a curated record
UUUCUUUUCUUUUUCUUCAUCCUUUUUUUCUUCUUCAUCAUCAUCAUGACCUCUUCUGAAAAUACCGUAUCAGCUAUUCAUGCUGAAGAUAUUGCCUUUGCUCGUGCUCUUCACGGUAAGGAAAUCAAGACUGGUUUAAUCUCUAACCUAAAGUCCAAGAAUGCUGAUGUCCACAAUGUUGCUACUGAUACUUACCUCAAGAUGUGGAAAAAGGCUGAAAAUGAAACAAAGGAAGAUGAAGACCAACGUUUAGAUAGUUAUACUAAACUUGUCAAUUCUUAUUAUAACUUGGCUACUGAUUUUUAUGAAUAUGGUUGGGGUACUAGUUUCCAUUUCUGUCGUUAUUAUCCUGGUGAAGAAUUCUUCCGUGCUAUUGCUCGUCAUGAACAUUAUUUGGCUGCUAAUACUGGUAUCAAGAAGGGUAUGAAGGUUUUGGAUGUUGGUUGUGGUGUUGGUGGACCAGCUCGUGAAAUUGCUCAUUUCACUGGUGCUCAUAUUACUGGUUUGAAUAAUAAUGCUUACCAAGUUGAACGUGCUUUUCAUUAUGCUGCCAAAGAAGGAUUACAAAAUCAAACCAAUUUUAUCAAGGGUAACUUUAUGGAAAUGCCUUUUGAAGAUAAUUCUUAUGAUGCGGUUUAUGCCAUUGAAGCGACUUGUCAUGCCCCUACUUUUGAAGGAGUGUAUGGAGAAAUCUUUCGUGUAUUGAAGCCUGGAGGUAAGUUUGGAUGUUAUGAAUGGUGUAUGACGGAUGAUUAUGAUGCCAGCAAUCCCAAACAUCAUGAAAUUGGUCAUGGUAUUGAACGUGGUAAUGGUAUUCCCAAGAUGCGACCUACUGCUGAAUGUUUACAAGCUUUGAAGAAUGUUGGAUUCGAAAUCGAAUUACAUCAAGAUAUGGCAGAUGUCGGUGACUCGAUUGCUUGGUAUUACCCCUUGGAAGGUGAUUUACGCAAAUGUCAAACUUUCCGUGAUUAUGUGACUACCUUGGCCAUGACCCGUCUUGGUCGAUUCACCACUACCAACAUGUGUCGUGUUUUAGAAAAAAUUGGUCUUGCUCCCAAAGGUACUGUAGAAACUCAAAAAUUCUUGGAAGUCGCCGCUGAUGCUCUCGUUGCUGGUGCUCAACAAAACUUGUUUACUCCCAUGUUUUUCUUUGUCGUCCGAAAACCUUUGUAAAUCUCUCUCCAAAGUGAAUCCAUAUUUCUUUAUUAGUUUUAUUUUCUCUCUCUCUUUCUUACUUUUUAUUCCCUACACACUUAAUAAAAAUGUUUACAUUACUUUUGAUUAUUAUAAUA